AUGUCUGACAAGGUGGAGGAUAAGUAUGGGGAUCGGUUUGAAGUUCUAGAGAAGAUUGGCCAUGGAUCAUUUGGUGUUAUCCGAAAAGUUCGCAGGAAGCAGGAUGGUCAGAUACUCUGCCGGAAAGAAAUCAAUUAUACCAAGAUGUCGCAGAAGGAAAAAGAACAGUUGCAUGCAGAGUUCAUCAUCCUUGCUUCACUGCGACACCCGAAUAUUGUCGGUUACUAUCAUCGAGAACACAUCAAGACGACAUACGACCUUCACUUGUAUAUGGAAUACUGUGGGAAUGGCGAUCUCGGCCGAGUCAUCAAACAGCUCCAAUUGAAGAAGGAAUACGCCGAAGAGGGGUUUGUCUGGAGUAUGUUCGCGCAGCUCGUGGGUGCUCUAUACAGAUGUCAUUAUGGUGUAGACGCGCCGGAAACUGGGAGCAAUGUUAUGGGUCUGGGAAACUCAGCAAAGCCACGCGCGCCAGCCAAUGGGACUAUGAUUCUUCAUCGAGAUCUGAAACCCGAAAACAUUUUUCUUGGAGAAGAUAAUUCCGUGAAGCUCGGGGACUUUGGACUUUCGAAAAUGAUGGCAUCGCAUGACUUUGCGUCAACCUAUGUUGGGACGCCGUUUUACAUGUCCCCAGAAAUCUGUGCUGCUGAGCGGUAUACACUCAAAUCUGAUAUUUGGUCUUUGGGCUGCAUUAUAUACGAGCUCUGCGCCAGGGAACCACCAUUCAACGCCAAGUCACACUUUCAGCUUGUUCAAAAGAUCAAAGAAGGCAAAGUCGCGCCACUACCAGCAGUCUACUCGCCUGAAUUGAACAAUGUUAUCAGAGACUGCUUAAGAGUAAACCCGGAACGAAGACCGGAUACAGCUCAGCUGAUCAAUAUCCCUAUGGUCAAGUUAAUGCGAAAGGAGAAGGAGGUAGUGGACUCUGCCCGGGAACUAAAGAAAAAGCAUGCCCUCGCAGACCAAAAACAACAAGAACUUGAUCAGCGCUUGCAAUUUUCAGAUUCUGAGAAAUUCAAUUUGCGUCAAGAGAUAGACGCAAGCGUGCGCCGCGAAUGGGAGGUGAAGGCCAAGUUGGAAAUCAGUCGCCUUGUACAGCUUGAAAUCGAGCAGCUUCGAAGUAAAUUCGACGAAGAAGUUAAUUCAAAGGUUCGAGCCGAAAUGCAAAAGAGAUCAACAACGCCAGAUCUGAAAGCUGCGCGGCUGCCGAAUGUAGCCCCAAUACCGGAGCAGGCGUCAACUUUAUCGGACUCUGAGCCAUCAGUUGGCAACUCGUCUUCGUCAAUUGGAAGUAAUGGUGAGAGCGAAUUUGGGUCAUCUACUGACUUGACCGAUAUUUCCACCGAUUCACCUGAGACUAUACAACCAAAGAAGAGAAGCACGCGUACGCCAUUGGCUCGAGCGCAGACCAUUGGUGGAUUUAUGGGGACCCCGAUGGAUGUUGAGAUGGGAGAGCCGUCGCCAAUAGCUAUCGCUUCUCUUUCCCUGUCACCUCGAAGAGGGGAAGCAACCAGAGCUCCAACUGCAACACGUAACAUUUUUGCUGCUGCCGCUGGACAAGAGCCUCGUAUGCAACCAAUUCUGAUGAAUUCAGAUUCCGAAGAUGAUGAUGUACCAACUCUACCAUCUCCAACAAGACCAAAGUCAUCCAAGAAUCCUUUCAAGCCUGUGAAUCGACCUGCCCUGAUCUCACAAAAGACUGCACCAGUCAACAAGCAAGGGUUUUCGAGCAUAUUCAAUGGCGGAAAGCCACAUACGGGAGGCCUUCCAACGCUUUCUAGUGCGCCAGAUCUUCGACCAUCAGCGAGUAACAGCUCCCUCAAGGACAGAAGCCCUUCACCGAAUCGACGAAUAUCCAAGAUUCCAUCCUCGACAAAUCUAUCAUCUCACGACAAUCCCCCAACGUCACCAACAAGGAAAAGCAGUCUGUCUAAGAAGACUAGCGGGGCAGAAGAUCUUAACAAGCUUGCAAUGAAAAACAACAUGACCAAGGCUGUCAUCGGGGGACCUCAUGCACCAAAAGGAAGAACUCUCGUUGAAUUGGCGCAGGCAAGAGCUGGUGGUAGACCAAUUGGUGAUGGGAACCGAAGUCCAGAGCCUAAGGGACGAGCGUUCGCUCAACGCAUGGCCGACAAGGUUGCUUCCAGAGAUCAAGAGCCAGCGGUUUGGGACCCUGAACGGGAGGAGAUGCCAAGUCCUUUCCUGUCGAGGACAAAAGAUUUCAAGAGAUUUUAA
Molecule: messenger RNA, 2232 nt
Organism: Glarea lozoyensis ATCC 20868
Lineage: Eukaryota; Fungi; Ascomycota; Leotiomycetes; Helotiales; Helotiaceae
Product: Protein kinase-like (PK-like)
Exons: 3
Coding region: 1-2232 (743 amino acids)
Biological process (GO): chromosome segregation; protein phosphorylation
Cellular component (GO): centrosome; nucleus; cytoplasm
Molecular function (GO): ATP binding; protein kinase activity
Source: RefSeq, a predicted model, not a curated record